Molecule: messenger RNA, 3786 nt
Organism: Salvelinus sp. IW2-2015
Lineage: Eukaryota; Metazoa; Chordata; Actinopteri; Salmoniformes; Salmonidae
Source: RefSeq, a predicted model, not a curated record
AUGUUUCCCCUGUGUCUUCUCCACCCAGUGGUUCUAGACUCCCAGGAGGCCACGGUUCUCUACCUGCCAUACCUCAUCACCAUCGACGACAUCAUCACCCAGAUCGCCAAGGCCGGCUUCAAGGCCAAGCCCAAGUCCAAGUCCYGCCCCCUGCAGCUGUCCGUCAGCGAGAUGGUACGGUUGCUAAGCGCUGCCUCAUUACCCACAGCGCCGGUGGAUACUUCCACCAAGGAUUCUGAGGCGUCCACAGACUCGGCCCAGACUACCCUCAGGGUGACGGGCAUGCACUGCCGCUCCUGUGUGGUAAACAUCCAGGAUAACAUCUCCAAGAUGGCUGGGGUGACCUCCAUAGAGGUAUUGUUGGAGAGAGAGAGUGCCUCCAUCCACUACAACCCAGGGAGGGUGACUGUGUCUGGGCUACAGCAAGCCAUCGAGGCCCUGCCACCAGGGACGUUUAAAACCCAACCCUGGAGCGCUAGCUCUGGAGGUGUUAGCCCUACAUCCACCACACCUAUACCUUCACCACCACCACCACCGUCGUCACAGGCCGGCCUCUCYUCCACCCAGCCCUGCUACGGCCAGCCUCUGACGGCCACGGCCGGCCUCUCCUCCACCCAGCCCUGCUACAGCCAGCCUCUGACGGCCACGGCCGGCCUCUCCUCCACCCAGCCCUGCUACGGCCAGCCUCUGACGGCCACGGCCCUAAUCCAUAUAGAGGGAAUGACCUGUGGGUCCUGUGUUCAGUCCAUCGAGGGGAUGCUGUCUCAGAGGAAGGGGUUGCGGUCAGCCAAGGUGUCUCUGGCCAAUCACAGAGGGGUGUUUGAGUACGACCCUCUCCUCACCCAACCAGAAGAGCUCAGGGAGGCCAUAGAGGACAUGGGAUUUGAUGCCUUCCUGCCUGAAACCAACUCCCUGUUGACCGUCCCAGUUAUCAGUCCCCCCUCGUCCUGCUCCCUGUCCCCUGAGCUGGACGCAGCACAGGGUGUUAAGGAGCCCCCGGACACCCUCGCUAAAUGCUUCAUCCAGAUUGGUGGAAUGACCUGUGCGUCCUGUGUGGCCAACAUCGAGAGGAACCUGAGGAAUAAACACGGUAUCUACUCUGUGCUGGUGGCCCUGAUGGCUAGUAAGGCUGAGGUCCGUUAUAACCCUGAGGUGAUGGACCCUCUGAAGAUAGCAGAGUAUGUCAGAGAGUUGGGCUUCACUGCUUCUGUCAUGGAGAACUAUGAGGGUUCUGAUGGAAGCCUGGAAUUGUGGGGAAUGACGUGUGCCUCCUGCGUUCACAAAAUAGAGUCCAGCCUGAUGAAAGAGAACGGUAUCGUCCACACCUCUGUUGCCCUGGYAACCAACAAAGCCCACAUCAAGUACGACCCGGAGGUGACGGGACCGAGAGACGUCAUCAAACUCAUAGAGAACCUGGGUUUCGAGGCAUCUCUGGUGAAGAGGGAUCGCACAGGCAGUCACCUGGACCACAGCAGAGAGAUCACACAAUGGAGGAAGUCGUUCCUGGUCAGCCUGAUCUUCUGCGUCCCAGUCAUGGGGAUGAUGAUCUACAUGAUCAUAGUAGACCACCAGAUCAGCACGUCUCACCAGCACAACGCCACCACACAGGACCGGGAACACUACCACUCCACCAUGUUCCUGGAAAGACAGCUGCUCCCAGGCCUCUCCAUCAUGAACCUGAUCUCAUUCMUCUUCUGUGUCCCUGUACAGUUUUAUGGCGGGCGCUACUUCUACACCCAUGCCUACAAGGCCCUGAAACACAAAACAACCAACAUGGACGUGCUCAUCAUGCUGGCCACCUCCGUAGCCUUCACCUACUCCGUGGUCAUCCUCAUGGUCGCCAUGAUAGAGGGGGCAAAGGUCAACCCCAUCACCUUCUUUGACACGCCCCCCCUGCUCUUUGUCUUCAUCUCACUCGGGCGCUGGCUGGAGCAGAUCGCCAAGAGUAAGACGUCAGAAGCUUUGUCCAAGCUGAUGUCCCUCCAGGCCAUCGCUGCCACAGUGGUCACUCUCAACAUGGACAUGUCUGUACUCAGUGAGGAGCAGCUAGAUGUUGAGCUGGUCCAGAGAGGAGACGUGGUCAGGGUGGUGCCUGGAGGGAAGUUCCCCGUAGAUGGGAGGGUCAUCGAGGGACACAGCAUGGCUGAUGAGUCUCUCAUCACAGGUGAGGCCAUGCCAGUUACUAAGAAGCCAGGCAGCUCAGUAAUAGCUGGCUCUAUCAACCAGAACGGCUCUCUGCUCGUCAGUGCUACACACGUAGGCCUGGACACAAGCCUGUCUCAGAUAGUUAAACUACUGGAGGAGGCUCAGACAUCUAAGGCUCCCAUACAGCAGUUUGCAGAUAAGAUCAGUGGUUACUUUGUCCCGUUCAUCGUUGGGGUCUCUCUCCUCACUCUGUUCGCCUGGAUCCUCAUUGGCUUUGUUGACUUUCCACUGGUGGAGAAAUACUUCCCUGGCAAUGAUAAGAGCAUCUCAAAGGCAGAAGCUGUGAUCAGGUUUGCCUUCCAGGUCUCCAUCACAGUGCUGUGUAUCGCCUGCCCCUGCUCUCUGGGCCUGGCAACCCCGACAGCUGUGAUGGUGGGCACAGGGGUGGGCGCUCAGAACGGUAUCCUCAUCAAGGGUGGGGAACCACUAGAGAUGGCACGCAAGAUCCAGACAGUGGUGUUUGAUAAGACGGGUACCAUCACCUACGGAGCUCCUAAAGUCAUCCAGGUGAAGAUUGUAGUGGAAGGGAACAGGCUUCCUCGCUCCCGUCUGCUGGCCAUCGUAGGGACUGCAGAGAACAACAGUGAACACCCGCUGGGAGCUGCCAUCACCAAGUACUGUAAACAGGAGAUGGGAACCAGUAACCUCUCUGUGUGUUCCUCUAUAGCCCUGGUGCAGACGCUCCUACGUGGUGUUGAUAGGGAACCAGUAACCUCUCUGUGUUCCUCUAUAGCCCUGGUGCAGACAGCGUCCUACGCGGUGUUGAUAGGGAACAGGGAGUGGAUGAGGAGGAACGGACUAGAGAUCAGACCUGAUAUACACGAGACCAUGGCUGAACAUGAACGCAGGGGACGCACUGCUGUACUGGUGGCUGUCGACAGUCUGCUAUGUGCCAUGAUAGCCAUAGCAGACACGGUGAAGCCAGAGGCAGGUUUAGCGGUUCACACCCUGCAGGCCAUGGGUCUGGAGGUGAUUCUGAUGACUGGAGACAACAGCAAGACAGCACGGGCCAUCGCUGAUCAGGUGGGCAUCAGGAAGGUGUUUGCAGAGUUGCUGCCGUCCCACAAGGUGGCCAUGGUAGAGCAGCUGCAGCAGGCAGGGAAGAGGGUGGCAAUGGUGGGUGACGGGGUCAACGACUCACCCGCUCUGGCCAUGGCAGAUGUUGGCAUCGCCAUAGGAACGGGCUCUGACGUGGCCAUAGAGGCAGCUGACGUGGUGCUGAUCAGGUGCACAUCAGAAAUCAGUAAGAAGGAAYGCAUCCUGUUGGAAUUCGGUAAGAAGGAACGCAUCCUGUUGGAAUUCGGUAAGAAGGAACGCAUCCUGUUGGAAUUCAGUAAGAAGGAACGCAUCCUGUUGGAAUUCAGUAAGAAGGGACGCAUCCUGUUGGAAUUCAGUAAGAAGAAGGGACGCUCUGUUCGGCACACUCUCACACGCUCCACCCACGCGCCACACAACAUACUGUUUGAGAACUCCAUAAAGAAGGGACGCAUCCUGUUGGAAUUCAAGCUAAGAAGGAACGCCUCCUCUGCCGAAUCCCUCCAGUCUAACGCACAGGACGAUCUGUCUCCCGGCAUUCGCUAG